This is a messenger RNA of Nestor notabilis (Kea), 1402 nucleotides long. RefSeq names its product src substrate protein p85-like. The annotation marks the transcript as partial. NCBI's taxonomy places the organism in Eukaryota, Metazoa, Chordata, Aves, Psittaciformes, Psittacidae. The transcript has 12 exons. Gene Ontology annotation, cellular component: cortical actin cytoskeleton; actin filament; site of polarized growth. Gene Ontology annotation, biological process: regulation of actin filament polymerization. The record is from RefSeq and is a predicted model, not a curated record. Gene Ontology annotation, molecular function: actin filament binding.
CAUCCAUCAGCUGAGGAACAAGGUGUCAGAGGAACAUGAAGUCAUCAAGAAGAAGGAGCUGGAGAUUGGCCCCAAUGCCUCCUAUGGUUAUGGGGGCAAAUUUGGAACAGAGAGGGACCGAAUGGAUAAGUGUGCAGUGGGCCAUGAGUACAUUGCCGAUGUUGGGAAACACUCCUCGCAGACAGAUGCAGCCCAAGGCUUUGGGGGGAAGUAUGGAGUCCAGUGGGACCGGACUGACAAGUCAGCACUGGGCUUUGAAUACAAAGGUGAGGUGGAGAAACACUCGUCCCAGAAAGAUUACUCCAAGGGUUUUGGUGGCCGUUAUGGUUUGGAGAGGGAUAAGGUGGACAAAGCGGCGAUGGGAUUCGACUACAAGAGCCAGGCAGAGAAGCACGACUCUCAGAAAGACUAUUCGGUGGGCUUUGGUGGGAAGUUCGGGGUCCAGAGGGAUCGUCAGGACAAGAGUGCCCUUGGCUGGGACCAUCGGGAGGAAGUGCAGCUCCAUGCAUCCCAAACAGACUGUGCCAAGGGGUUUGGAGGUUGUUACGGUGUCCAGAAGGACAGAGUAGAUAAGAGUGCUGCUGGCUUCGGUGAGAUGGCUGCUCCCACCUCCGGCUAUGAGAAAACAAGACCACUGGAAGGAGCUCCUAGUGGCACCAGCAGCUUGCAGUCACGAUUUGAAAACAUGGCUAUGACAGCAGAGGAUGAGAGAAGGCAGGCAGAGGGGGACUGGGUGAGGCGGCAAGCUUGGGAGUGCCUGGCAGCUCGGUGGAAGCAGGAAAUCCCACAAAGAGAGAAGGACCACGCAGAGGCAGCCCCUGCCAUCGUGCCAGCAAGGGUGCCCAGGAGUGCUGACCAAGACAGACCUGUGUCACAAGAAGAGGAGACAAAAAGGAAGGAUGAGGAAACACCACCCACUUUGCCACCAAGGCCAGCAGAUCUGGGUGAAGAGCUGUGCAAGAACCUCAGCCAAGAUCAGCCAAUCUACAGUGAAAGUCUGGAUGCUGGUGGAGACUAUGAAGAGCUGCCAGAGCCCUCUGACUGCUGUGACAGUACCAGUGGAGGUGCUGACUAUGAGGAGCUGCCAGCCCCCUUGGGGAAGCUGGAUGCCAUCUAUGACCAUGGAGGAGAUGGAGGUGAGGACUAUGAGGACAUCCUUCCUGAGGAGCCCAGCCAGAGCCAGCUGCAUGUUGGAGAAAUGGACAAUGUUUAUGAUGUGGAGAACCCUGGGAUCUGCGCAGUGGCUCUCUAUGAUUACCAAGGAGAUGGAGAUGAUGAGAUUUAUUUUGAUGCUGAUGACACAAUCACACACAUCAAGAUGGUAGAUGAAGGCUGGUGGCAGGGGCAGUGCCGGGGCAAAGUAGGCCUCUUUCCAGCAAAUUAUGUGAGGCUUCUGCAGUGA